Messenger RNA from Acomys russatus (golden spiny mouse), 1723 nucleotides. It is a transcript of the gene Tmed7, whose product is annotated as transmembrane p24 trafficking protein 7. Gene Ontology annotation, biological process: Golgi organization; endoplasmic reticulum to Golgi vesicle-mediated transport; intracellular protein transport. The record is from RefSeq and is a predicted model, not a curated record. The coding region runs from base 241 to 921 and encodes 226 amino acids. NCBI's taxonomy places the organism in Eukaryota, Metazoa, Chordata, Mammalia, Rodentia, Muridae. The transcript is spliced from 3 exons. Gene Ontology annotation, cellular component: Golgi apparatus; endoplasmic reticulum; endoplasmic reticulum-Golgi intermediate compartment.
UCCGCUCAGGCUCUCGCUGUACUUCCGGUCAACGAGGCCUCUUCCUCCCGCUGGCCUGCUGGGUCUACCCCUCGGCCCUCAGGUCUAUCCUGUAGCGGCGCGGAUACCUUAGUGCGCCUCUCCGGAAGUCCGCGCUAGCUCCUGGAAGCACGCUUCGCGGAGGCUCGCCGGCCGGUGGGGGCUGGGUCCGCCGCGCGCGUCGAGGCACUGCUGCUCCGUUGAGGCCGCCGCGCUGCCGGGAUGCCGCGGCCGGGGUCGGCGCCGCGCUGGGAGGCCGCCGCGGGCCGUUGGGGCGGCCCGCUGCUUGCGCUGCUGCUGCUCCUGCUGCUGCCGGGCCCGAGCGGCGCCUCCGAGAUUACCUUCGAGCUGCCCGACAAUGCCAAGCAGUGCUUCUACGAGGACAUCACUCAGGGCACCAAAUGCACCCUGGAGUUCCAGGUGAUUACUGGUGGUCACUAUGACGUAGAUUGUCGACUGGAAGACCCUGACGGUAAAGUGUUGUACAAGGAGAUGAAGAAACAGUAUGAUAGUUUCACCUUCACAGCCUCCAAAAAUGGGACAUACAAAUUUUGUUUCAGCAAUGAGUUCUCUACUUUUACACACAAAACAGUGUAUUUCGAUUUUCAAGUUGGAGAAGACCCACCUUUGUUUCCAAGUGAGAACCGAGUCAGUGCCCUUACCCAGAUGGAAUCUGCCUGUGUUUCCAUUCAUGAAGCUCUGAAGUCCGUCAUCGACUAUCAGACUCAUUUCCGGUUGCGAGAGGCCCAAGGCCGAAGCCGAGCAGAGGAUCUAAAUACAAGAGUGGCCUAUUGGUCGGUGGGAGAAGCCCUCAUUCUUUUGGUGGUCAGCAUAGGGCAGGUGUUUCUUCUGAAAAGCUUUUUCUCAGAUAAAAGAACCACCACAACUCGUGUUGGAUCAUAACUCCGCUUUCAGAUGCACCAUUGCCACUGUAACAUUACUGUCCUCUAAUUUUAGGUAAUGAAGAACUUAACAUGGCGACGUUCUAAAUCCCCACUCAUACUUGUUCGGAGAGAUGUACAGUUCACAUCCCCAUGGGGAGAGGACACCUUUUUUUAUUUCUAAGGGUGGAAAACUUUGGACCUUAAUGCAGCUAUUCAUAUGAAAUAUCUAACACCAAUGAUGUACUUUUUCUUGGUUUAUAUCUACUCUUCAUACACUAAACUUUGGUAUUCUGAUUCCUUUUAACCAUUUAAAAGUACUUUUAGUAGGUGGUUGAUACUUUUAAGAAAUCUUAGAUUUAAUGUCUGUGUGUAUUGCAGAGGAAGAAAACUGCCUUUUAAUUGUUUAUAGUGAAUAAAGCUGUGUUUUUAAGAAAACCAAAUGUGAUUAACUGUAGCCAGGCCCUAUUCUGCACUGCUUAAUUUUAUGGAGGAAAAUAUCUACCAUAGAACUUUUAGUUAAUAUUGAUACAAUUUUCAUUGAUGUAUUAUGAUAUAAUUUAUUCCUUGCUAGUUUGGAAAAUGUAUAGGUUUUUUGGUUUGUUUGGUUUUUUUUUUGUCUCAUUCUAUGGUUUAUAACUAGCUAUGUUGUUUGUUUAGAAAUGUUACCAUCACAUAGCAAAUGGCAUAAAAGACUUAAAGAUCAGACUAUUGUAACUGUUAGGAUAAAGUAUAACCCAAUAUGGUAAAUGAAUAGAAACAUUCUUAGUGAGUUGUCUGUCAUUGCAUUUCUAGGGCUCUUAUAAAGAAGAGGGUCUGAGUCA